Molecule: messenger RNA, 7339 nt
Organism: Marmota flaviventris (yellow-bellied marmot)
Lineage: Eukaryota; Metazoa; Chordata; Mammalia; Rodentia; Sciuridae
Source: RefSeq, a predicted model, not a curated record
CAACGGCAGCAGGAGGAUCGGCCGCCCCAUAAACCCCCCCGCGCACCUCCCCCGCCGCUUCCUCUGCUAGGUUGCUCCUCCGGCCUGACUUCCCCUUUCUCCCACCUUUCCCGGCACCGCGGGAAAAGCAGCACAGGGCAGAGAAGGCAGGGAGGGCGGCCGGAGCCGGGACACGGGAACCUCCUAGUCCAGUUCAAGACCCGACAUGAGGGAAAAGGGCCGUAGGAAGAAGGGCAGGACCUGGGCGGAGGCCGCCAAGACGGUCUUAGAAAAAUACCCCAAUACACCUAUGAGUCAUAAAGAAAUUCUUCAAGUUAUCCAGAGAGAAGGACUAAAAGAAAUCAGAAGUGGGACUUCCCCUCUUGCCUGCCUGAAUGCAAUGCUCCACACAAACUCCCGAGGUGAAGAGGGUAUCUUCUAUAAAGUUCCAGGUAGAAUGGGAGUAUAUACUUUAAAGAAAGAUGUGCCGGAUGGGGUGAAAGAGCUAUCAGAAGGUUCAGAAGAAAGCAGUGAUGGUCAGUCAGAUUCCCAGAGUUCUGAGAACAGCAGCAGCAGCAGUGACGGUGGCAGCAACAAAGAGGGGAAAAAGAGCAGGUGGAAAAGGAAAGUAUCGUCUAGACUGUCACAGCCAUCCUCCCCACAUUCAGGCUGCCCAUCGCCCACCAUUCCAGCAGGUAAAGUCAUUUCUCCAUCACAGAAGCACAGCAAGAAGGCACUAAAGCAGGCUUUAAAGCAACAACAGCAAAAGAAGCAGCAGCAGCAAUGCAGACCAAGCAUGUCCAUCUCCUCCAACCAACACCUUCCUCUCAAGUCUGUCAAAUCCAGUGAUUCUGCUACUGCCAAACCUGCAAUAUGGGAAGGAAAGCAAUCUGAUGGACAGUCAAGCAGCCCCCAGAAUCCAAACUCCAGCUUUUCUUCCUCAGUUAAAGUGGAAAGUCCCUUACUAGGCUUAGGGAAGAAGUCUUUCCAGAGGUCUGACAGACUCCAUACAAGGCAAAUGAAAAGAACUAAAUGUGCUGAUAUUGAUGUUGAGACACCAGACUCCAUUCUAGUUAACACAAAUCUUCGAGCACUGAUCAACAAACACACUUUUUCAGUCCUUCCUGGAGAUUGCCAACAGCGACUGCUUUUACUACUUCCAGAGGUGGAUCGACAGGUUGGUCCAGAUGGUUUGAUGAAGUUGAAUGGCUCAGCCCUUAAUAAUGAGUUCUUCACUUCAGCAGCCCAAGGCUGGAAGGAAAGACUAUCAGAAGGUGAGUUUACACCUGAGAUGCAGGUGAGAAUUCGACAAGAGAUUGAGAAGGAGAAAAAAGUGGAACCAUGGAAGGAACAAUUCUUUGAAAGCUACUAUGGUCAGAGUUCUGGGUUGAGCCUUGAAGAUUCAAAGAAAUUGACAGCUUCCCCCAGUGAUCCCAAAGUAAAGAAAACCACAGCUGAGCAACCAAAAUCUAUGCUUCCUUCAGAGGCCUCUCCUGUCAAAAUACUCCCAGGCAUUUCCCAGUCAGAGUGUAAAGAAGAAGCAGUACAAAUGCCUUCACCAGUCAAAAAAGAAGAACACGAAAGCCAAGAUGAGGCACAGCCAAAUGUCAAAUUCACAGAGCCCCUUCUUGCCUCAGCUACCAGUGCAAAUGAGCUUACUGGCAUUUUUCCCAUCAAGUGCCCAAAGGAUGAGGAUCCCUUGGAGCAGAAACCAACUGCCUCUGCUGCACAGGAAUCUGAGAAAGAGAAUUAUCAUACCACAGUUUUUAAUUAUAAUAAAAGUGAAAGCCAAGAAGCUGUAGUUACAUCCCUAACCAAACCCAAGAGUCCUGGGCUGGAAAAACCAAUAAUGAAGUCCACAGCAGAAGCAGGACCCCAGGAGACCAGCAGCAAAGAACCUCCCACAACUCUUGUUGAUCAGAGCCCAGAAAGCCUAAAGAGAAAAUCUUCUCUGACUCAAGAAGAGGUCCCUGGAAGCUGGGAGAAAAGGCCACGUGUCACUGAGAAUCGCCAACAGCCAUUUCAGGUCUCGCCACAGCCCUUUCUCAAUAGAGGAGACAGGGGCCAGGUGCGCAAAGUACCACCUCUCAAGAUCCCAGUCUCCAGAAUCUCCCCCAUGCCGUUUCCUACAUCGCAGGUCUCUCCCAGGGCUCGUUUUCCAAUCUCCAUCACUAGUCCUAACAGAACAGGAGCCAGAACUCUUGCAGACAUCAAAGCAAAAGCCCAGCUGGUCAAAGCACAGAGGGCAGCAGCUGCAGCUGCCGCAGCCGCCGCUGCAGCCGCCUCAGUUGGAGGGACCAUUCCAGGACCUGGCCCUGGGGGUGGACAAGGUCCAGGAGAGGGUAGUGAAAGAAAAACUGCUAGAGGAGGGAGUCCAGGCUCAGAUGGAGUCAGUGCAACUGGAAAGGGCCCCACACUGGAACUGGCAGGAACUGGAAGCAGGGGAGGUACGCGAGAGCUUUUACCCUGUGGUCCAGAGACUCAGCCCCAAUCUGAGACCAAGACCCCAGGCCAGGCACAGCCUCAUAGUGUCUCUGGAGCACAACUACAGCAAACCCCCGCAGUGCCUCCAGCAUCUGCCAUCAGUGGAGCAUGCACGAGUGUCCCAUCACCAGCUCACAUAGAGAAAUUGAACAGUGAAAAACUGAACCCUGCCAGGGCAUCAGUCACAGUGGCUUCCCCUAGCCACCCACAAGGGCCUAGUAGUUACAGACAGGAGAGAGCCUCUUCUUCUCCAGCAGGCUCUGCUCUGAUCUCAGGAGCUUUGCCCAUUUCUAUUGUAGCUGAUGGCACAGUUGAAUCCAAAGCAGAUUCUAAUAUGAACACACCAAAUCCUUCAGUCUCAGCCAAGACAACUGCCAGUGCAGUAGUGGAUACAUCCCCUACCCCUUUAACAUCAUUAUUGACAACAGCCACUUUAGAAAAGCUUCCUGUACCCCAGGUCAGUGCACCUGUAGCAUCUGUUGGGUCAGCUUUGUCCUCGAACAUUUUGUCAGCAGCUUCUAGCCUUAAAACCCCAGGAACUUCUGCAAGUGUGAAUGGGCCCAUUUCAAGACCAAGCUCUAGUAUCCCAGCUAAUAAUCCUUUAGUUACUCAGCUGCUCCAAGGCAAAGAUGUUCCCAUGGAGCAAAUUCUGCCUAAACCUCUCACCAAAGUUGAAAUGAAAACUGUACCACUGACAACUAAAGAGGAUAAAGGGAUGGGAGCACUCACAGGCACCAACAUAACAGAAAAUAGCACCAGAGAAGAAGUUAAUGACAGACAGUCCCAUCCAGCUAUCCAGCAGCUGGGGAAAACCGUGCAGAGUAAGCAGCUUCCCCAGGUUCCAAGGCCCCUGCAACUCUUUUCAACUAAGGAUUUAAGGGACUCUAGCAUCGAUACACACCAGUACCAAGAAGGACUAAGUAAAACAACUCAAGAUCAGAUCCUUCAAACUCUUAUCCAGAGGGUUCGGAGGCAGAACAUUCUCUCAUUUGUGCCGCCUUCACAGUUUAACUUCGCUCACUCAGGUUUCCAGUUAGAAGACAUCUCCACAAGCCAGAGGUUCAUGCUGGGAUUUGCUGGCAGAAGGACAUCCAAACCUGCAAUGGCAGGUCACUACUUACUUAAUAUUUCCACCUAUGGCAGGGGUUCAGAGAGCUUUAGGAGGACCCAUUCUAUACAUCCUGAAGACCGCUUUUGUCUUAGUAGCCCCACUGAAGCCUUGAGAAUGGGGUAUACAGAUUGUAAAAAUACAACAGGAGAUAGUAGCAGCAGCAAAGAAGAUGAAACUGAUGAGGAGAGUACUGGCGAUGAACAGGAAUCUGUCUUGGUAAAGGAGGAGCCCCAGGCUUCCCAGAGUUCUGGCAAGCAUGACACAAGUUCAGGACCCCAUAGUAGGGAAACCCCAUCCAACAAUGAUUGCUUAGCUAACAAGAUUGUGAAGGCUGAGAAACCAGUGAAUGAGCAAGCCACUGUAAGCAAGGAGAAUUACCUAUUUGCUAGAGGCCAAACAUUUGAUGAGAAGACCCUAGCCAGAGAUUUUAUUCAGGCAGCACAGAAACAAAUGGCUCAUGCAGUAAGAGGUAAGACAAUACGUAGCAGCCCUGAGCUGUUCAAUUCUACUGCUCUUUCUCUGCCUGCAGACAGUCCCACCCAUCAGCCUUUGCUCCUUUCAUCACUGCAAACUCCAAAAUUGUAUGGAAGCCCCACACAGAUAGGGACAAGUUACAGAGGCAUGAUUAAUGUCUCUACCUCAUCCGAUAUGGACCAUAACUCUGCUGUACCAGGUAGCCAGGUAUCUAGCAAUGUAGGUGAUGUCAUGUCCUUUUCAGUGACGGUCACUACCAUCCCUGCUAGCCAAGCUAUAAAUCCCAGCAGCCAUGGCCAGACAAUGCCUGUUCCAGCCUUUCCUGAAGAAAAUAGCAUUGAGGACACGCCUUCAAAAUGUUACUGCCGCUUGAAAGCCAUGAUCAUGUGCAAAGGGUGUGGAGCUUUCUGCCAUGAUGAUUGCAUCGGCCCCUCUAAACUGUGUGUCUCCUGCCUUGUGGUUCGGUAAUGAGACUUAAAGAUAAUGCACUGUAAAGAAGGGGGAAAGAAAGGGUUAACAAGAUGUGUUUUUGCAUUAUUUGGAAUCACUGAAAUAAGGUUUCAUCUGUCUUCUUAAGAAAAAUAUUAAUCAGGAAUACAGAGUACAGGUCAUUUACAUUCUAGAGGAAGAGCACCUUGUAUAGUAAGUCUAAGUCAAGCAAGACUUUUGUGAAUUUGUGACAAGUUUGCACUUAUAAAUCAUGUAAAUAUGUCACAUUUGUUUAACAUUUUUCCAAGUGUUUAGGUAAUAAUGUAUUACUUUAAAUUCAGAUUUAUGUUCCAUUUUAUGUGACUGAGAAAAGUUGAUUGUCAUGCAUGGUAAAAGGAAGCUAUCUCUUUUGACCUUUCCUAAGAAUAGGAAAUGGAAAGAGUGGUCUAAACCCAAUGAUUAUUCACACUGAUGAUGUCUUCACAUUAUGGUUGCAGAUUAUCUAUAUAGGUUAUUUGGCCUUUGCACAAUUUGAAUUCAGGAUUUAUACAGCCCCUAUACUUUAGAAUGGAACCUUAUGAAGUAGAAGUCUCCUUUCCAUCACAGGCAGUGUUUCCAACCCUGAAAGCCCUGGCUUGGUUCUUGACUUCUGUGAACCAGUACUGUCAUGAAGUAGAGACCUGCUGUUCCCUAAUCCCACCCUCCUGGCCUGAGACAGUGAUUGUGGUCUGUGAAGGGAGUGCCUCUGUGGGCCCCACUGUAUGACUGUAGUCUCUUCAUGGCAAUCGAUCUAGCAGUUCCAGCAAUAAUACUUUGUCAUUCGUGGGAGCCCACAAACCUAUUUGAAAUACUAGCGUAAGAUGAAAGCAGGCAAGUGUUAGUGAUGGGGUGAUUUAAACUGUCUUGUUGGACAAGAGAAUGAAAUUGCAGAAACUGUUAAACUAAACAUAAAGGAAAAUUAUUUUCACACUAGAAACAAGGUAGCCUCUCUUCCUCUUCCAGCCCUUAAUCUAAUGUUAUAUAGUCAGCUGUUGUCACAGCUAGAAAAGCUCUUCAGUGGCACAUUGGCUCCUUCUGUGCAACCUGUUUUACCUCCCAAGCAUAUAAGGAGGUUGGAGUGAUUUUAUUAAAUCUUAUCUUAAACACCACAUGUGCACACACAAUACAAGACAUUUUCUUAUUUUUGUCCCCUAAUUUGGAAUUAUUGCUAUCUGUGCUCUAAGGAUGCUUAAUAUAAAGGGGCUUUGGUGAAUGGCUAAUGGUCUGGAAAGGAAGAAAAACAGCUCCAAGUUUUGUUUUUUCUUUUCUUUUUGUUGUGGUUUGAAUCCUUUUCUAGUGACCGAAAAGUUUUAAGUAUUUACAAUUUAUGUCAUGGUUAAAGAACAUUAAAAAAAAAAAUUUAGUUUACCAGAAUUUGGCAUGAAAUAGGAGAUUAUCGAUUUGUAUUAUUUGCAUAUCGAUUUCAAGUCUCCUAAUUAGAAGUGUGUAAAGUAAAAAUAUUAGUGCAACCUAGUACAGUUGUAUUUGUACUUAAUACUCAAGAUGUGAUACUUACAAAAUUCAGAAUAAUUUAAACCUAUUAAAUAAGUUACAUUCCAGAUUAGGAAAAAGGAGGCAAUUAUCUCUUUUGCCCGUUCUGCUACCUGCUCCUGCCCACUCCAUUCCCUGCAUCAAAAUCUCUUAAAAUUAACUUAGGAAGUUAUUUUCAUUCUUCUUUUCUGGUUCUUUUGUUGAAGCCCAAGACCAAUAUAGGAUUAAUAUUUGUGUUGCACUUUCAGACAAGACCAUUUGAUGUCCUUUAAUCUCUCCCUUUUCUCCUUUUCUUCUAGCACACACAUAACUAAAAGGGUCUAAGGUCUAAAAAGAAAGGGUCUAAGGGAUCCAGGGAUAAGAAAUUCUCAUGUGAAAAACUAGUAGGAAACAGAAACCAGGGUUCUGCUCCCAGACUUUGAGUAACUUUGAUUAAUCCUAGUAGAUUUAGAAAGACCUGUCGCUGGUUCCAGCCUGUUCACUUCCUCACCUUGUUAGCAGCACUGAGUGCUGGAGUUUUUUCAGAAUUGACCUUGCACUAAAUAUCAGUUACCAGUUUGAAUUGAUGAAGACAACUUUUCUGCUCUGCUCCUUUCUUGCCAGAAACUUUUUCUUUCAUGAUACCUUUAAUCUAAGAAUGGAUGGACUAUAACCAGGACAGGAAGAAGGCAACAGGGAUUUUCAGGUCCAUUUAGAGAGGAAUUCACAUCCUGCUUCUUCCCCUUGACCCAGGCUCCUGGGCAGAUAAGUUCUAAGCAUUGCUAUCCUCCAGAUUCUAAAUAAUAAUACCCAGCUAAAUGUUUGCAUUUAAGAAAGCGUCAAAAACAAAUUGCCAGCAAGAUACAUUGCCUCAGACUCAACCAGAUGAGAGUCAAGAUUCUCUUAUAUUGGUAGUAAAUUAAAUAUGAAUCAGUUUAUUGUUUCAAACAGUGGUUUCAAGGAGAAAGCCAUUUGUUUUAUAAGCUGAACAGAAAAAAUGCAUUACAGUCUGGCCCUUUCAAUAUUAGAGUUUGGUACUCCAGUACCUUUAAAUCAGUGUUUAUCUUAGCUUUUGAUUGGUUUUACCUUUAGAUUAUUUCUGAAAUGUUUUAAUAAGUGCUAAGCUCUUCUUAGGAUAUCAGGUGGCACAGCUCCCACGACUAGUAAGACAAGCCUGAGCACUUGCCUCCCUUAUGCCCUCUAGCCUUUAGGUAGCCUCCACUGCAGGUCCUCUCAGUCUGAUUUUUAAAUGUUCUAAGUUGUCUAGUAGAAUGUUCCCUGAAUCUUAAGAGAUUUUUGAUUAAUAAAAAUUCUUUAUCCUACUAAAUGGAAAAUAAAGCCAAAUAACCUGGA